This is a messenger RNA of Nomascus leucogenys (northern white-cheeked gibbon), 1811 nucleotides long. It is a transcript of the gene THTPA, whose product is annotated as thiamine triphosphatase. Gene Ontology annotation, molecular function: thiamine triphosphate phosphatase activity; magnesium ion binding. The record is from RefSeq and is a predicted model, not a curated record. Lineage: Eukaryota; Metazoa; Chordata; Mammalia; Primates; Hylobatidae. Gene Ontology annotation, biological process: dephosphorylation; thiamine metabolic process; thiamine diphosphate metabolic process.
UUAGCUGGCUGCUAUAGCAGAUAUCUGUUGGACAGUGUGAAUGGCUUGUAUUCCAGGCCCAUCUGCCUGCGUUGGGGUGCGGCGGGGGGUGUUGGAGACGGGACUGGGGCUUGAGCUCCUUGCACCCGACUCUCCCAGCCGCCUUGUAGCCCCAGUUCAGCUUUAGGUAGAGUACCGCAGGCACCAAGUGCAGCUUUCCUGUCACCAUAGCGACGGGCGGGGCGAGAGGGCAAAGUCUCCCUUUGCAACUACAUCUCCCAUCAUGCAUCCGCGCCUCGGGGUGCCUGGCUCAGCCUCAGGCCUGAGACCUGUACCAACCCCCGGGAGCCGUGCGGGGCCGACGAUGAGGAGCAGAGUGCAAGGGGGCGGCCUCGCUCCGCUGGCCACCCCGGGGUCCCGGCCUCCCAUUACAUAGCGGGUGUCUCGAGCCCUGGCCUGCUCUCGGCACCGCCACAACGGGCCUAAUAUGGCCGCUGGUGCCAGGACCUGCCGGGCGCGCGGAGGGUCGGGCCGAGGUCCGGGAUCGGGAACUGCUCCCGGCAUUCCUCGCGAGCGUAUGGCGUGGGCUCCCUUUUCCCCUCUCUGGGUCCCGCGGGGAGACUCUCGGGCUUUGAGGUAGCAUGGCCCAGGGCUUGAUUGAGGUGGAGCGAAAGUUCCUUCCAGGGCCUGGCACAGAGGAGCGGCUGCAGGAGUUGGGGGGCACCCUAGAGCACCGGCUCACCUUCCGAGACACCUACUAUGACACCCCUGAGCUGAGCCUCAUGCAGGCUGACCACUGGCUGCGACGACGAGAGGAUAGUGGAUGGGAGCUCAAAUGUCCUGGAGCAGCAGGUGUCUUAGGACCCCAUACGGAGUAUAAGGAACUCACAGCGGAACCUGCAAUUGUGGCCCAGCUCUGUAAGGUGCUGGGGGCUGACGGCCUGGGGGCUGGAGAUGUGGCUGCUGUGCUGGGCCCACUGGGGCUGCAGGAAGUAGCUAGUUUUGUGACUAAGCGGAGUGCCUGGAAGCUGGUGCUCUUGGGAGCUGAUGAAGAGGAGCCACAGCUCAGGGUGGACUUGGAUACAGCCGACUUUGGCUACGCUGUGGGUGAGGUAGAGGCCCUGGUGCAUGAGGAGGCUGAAGUACCAACUGCCCUAGAGAAGAUCCACAGGCUCAGCAGCAUGCUUGGUGUGCCUGCACAGGAGACGGCACCGGCCAAGCUGAUCGUGUAUCUACAGCGUUUCCGGCCUCAAGACUAUCAGCGCCUGCUAGAAGUGAACAGCUCCAGAGAGAGGCCACAGGAGACUGAAGAUCCUGACAACUGCCUGGGCUAGGGGUGUCCCUUCCUAGAAGGGGAAGGGAACUCUGGGUCUAACGGAGUCCACUCCUGGGCCCACUGUGCCUCUCCCCUCAGUGUCCCUUCUGACAGCUGACUCCUUUCUUUCCAGCUCUGCCUGUUUCUUCCCCCUUCUCUAAGCUAGUCUUCCUUGAGCCCUCCCUGGCUGCUUCCUCUCCCUCAUCCGUCAGAUGCAAUCUGUGGGCCGCCCCUCUCCCCUGGCCGCUAAGCAGCCUCCAUUGAUUUCCGCUCGUGUUUAUAGGAUUUCCACUUAGCCGUGAUCAGUAGUUAAGCACAGGAAAAUCCCUUGCCACCCCCCACCCCUUGGUCGAUGCCAUUGAUUCUGCCAGCAGCUCCUAAACCACCUUACAGCUGAGUUAGAAGAUGAGGGGAGGCAGCACGGAUUUCCCUGCCUUGGGGUGUGGGAAACAGAAGCAAGUUGAGGAAAUGGUUGGGAAUCCCUGUUAGAACUCUAGAAAUUCUUUUUUUUUUUUUU